This is a messenger RNA of Emiliania huxleyi CCMP1516, 1001 nucleotides long. RefSeq lists its product as hypothetical. Gene Ontology annotation, cellular component: Golgi membrane. The record is from RefSeq and is a predicted model, not a curated record. NCBI's taxonomy places the organism in Eukaryota, Haptophyta, Isochrysidales, Noelaerhabdaceae. Gene Ontology annotation, biological process: protein secretion; vesicle-mediated transport. Bases 1 to 744 code for a protein of 247 amino acids. The transcript is spliced from 2 exons.
AUGAGCGGAGGUUACGUCGCGCCGUCCCUCGGCUCAGCCGACGCGGAAGGCUUCAUGGCGCAGCUGGCGCAGGCUCCCGGCUCGAGCUUGGCCUCCAACGCCUACGGAGGCUCGGCCGCUUCCGGUAACGGCAGCAGCAGCUACGCAGCCACAGCCACAAACAGCAGCUACGCCUCGGCGGGCUUUGGCUCCGCGGCGAGGCCGGCGGAGGCGAUGUCAGGAGCGCUCGCGCUGCUCGUGUACCUUAUACCCGGCCUGUUCACCGGCUCGGAGUACGUGCCGACCUUUGUCGCGGUGGUGAUGCUGUCAGCUCUCGACCUGUGGACCGUCAAGAAUGUGACGGGGCGGCUGCUCGUCGGGCUCCGGUGGUGGAACGAGGUGGACGAGGCGAGCGGGCGCUCGCACUGGAGGUUCGAGUCGUUCGAGGAGCAGCGGUUCGUGCACGCGACCGACUCGACCGUCUUCUGGACCGCCCUCUUCGUCGCGCCCGCGCUGUGGCUGCUGCUCGCGCUCGGCUGCGUGCUGACGCUCAAGCUGCACUGGCUGGUGCUUGUGGUCGUCUGCCUGGGCAUGACGGGUAUCAACGUGUAUGGCUACGUCAAGUGCAAGAAGGACGCGCGCAAGAAGAUCGCCGCGCUGUCCGGCUCGGUCGCGCAGGAGUACGGCGGCCAGAUCCUCGCGCGCGGCAUGCGGCUGUGGCAGGGAGGCGCGCAGCAGGGCGAGCGGCAAAAGGUGCCGGGCUAGCCUCCGCUGGGAGCGAGUAGAGAGCGGCGGUGGCUCCGUCUGGGUCAAGGGAGGGGUGCGCCAGUGUCACGGAGGCCUUCCCUCCCGCUUCGCCCUCCCCCCGCCGCGGCCGGCACACACGCCUAUCUUGCACAAUGCAGGCUAUUUACGGUUAGCCGCCGCGUGUUCCCGGUCACCUGGAGGCGGCGCGCGCUGCUGCCGGGGCCUAGCCUCAGCAGUGACAGUUUUGUCAGAAUAGAGUUAGACAAGGACGUUUC